Hevea brasiliensis (rubber tree) is the source of this 3032-nucleotide messenger RNA. Its product is annotated as protein NEDD1. Gene Ontology annotation, molecular function: protein binding; gamma-tubulin complex binding. Gene Ontology annotation, cellular component: kinetochore microtubule. The record is from RefSeq and is a predicted model, not a curated record. The transcript has 10 exons. Lineage: Eukaryota; Viridiplantae; Streptophyta; Magnoliopsida; Malpighiales; Euphorbiaceae. Gene Ontology annotation, biological process: cell plate assembly; regulation of mitotic spindle organization; regulation of phragmoplast microtubule organization.
CUUCAACACUGCACGGCUCCCCCAUUCAAAUUUUACACUCAAUCCACCUUCCCUUUCUCCGAGUCUCAAGUAGGGUUUGUUCAUUUUGUUUUUGUAAAUCUAUUCCUAAAAAUCAAAACCCGUAUUCUUCCGUUUCUCAAAUUUCAAUGUAUCAUUGUGAUUUGCAAUCACUAAAAAUUUAAUUUUCCGGGAGAAUUCGAGUUCAGGUGCUGGAUUUUCUCGGGAGAAGGAAAUUGGAUGCAGGGUAUUCUAAAUGAUGAACUUGGCUGAUCCAUCAAUGGGGCUACUGGCGGCAAGCGGAGGCGAUACGGUGAAGCUUUUUGAUGUUUCGGGGGAGCCGGGUGAUCCCUGCAUCGUGAGCUACACACCAUGUCCGGGUUGCCUGGUCAACUCAGUCAAGUGGAACCACACUAAUUUGAUUGUGGCUAGUGCUGGAGAAGAUAAGAAGAUCUCUCUCUGGAGGAAAAAUGGGCAGAUCAUGGGGACUAUUCCGGUUGCUGGGACAGAUAGUGGAGACAACAUUGAGGAAUCUAUAUUGGCUAUUAGCUUUAGUAACAAGGGAUCCAGAUACAUGUGCUCUGGGGGAAGUGGUCGAGUAGUAAGAAUAUGGGAUCUACAGAGGAAACGCUGCAUUAAAUGGUUGAGGGGUCACACCAAUACAAUAACUGGUGCUUUAUACAAUUGCAAAGAUGAGCAUUUGGCUUCCGUCAGUCUAAGUGGGGAUCUUAUCCUUCACAACCUUGCAUCUGGCGCAAGGGCAGCGGAGCUCAAGGAUCCUAAUGAACAGGUACUGCGGGUGCUAGAUUAUUCACGGAUUAGCCGGCACCUUUUGGUGACUGCAGGGGAUGAUGGGUCAGUACAUUUAUGGGAUACAACUGGUCGCAGCCCUAAGAUUUCUUGGUUGAAGCAACAUUCUGCCCCAACUGCUGGUAUUAGCUUCUCACCAUCAAAUGACAAGAUAAUAGCUAGUGUUGGACUGGAUAAAAAGUUAUACACUUAUGAUUCAGGGUCUCGGAGACCCUCAUCCUUCAUAUCUUAUGAGGCACCUUUCUCUUCAUUGGCAUUCAGAGAGGAUAGCUGGAUUCUUGCUGCUGGAACUAGCAGUGGUCGAGUGGUAUUCUAUGAUGUUCGUGGAAAACCACAGCCUUUCACUGUUCUUCGUGCUUAUAGCACUUCAGAGGCUGUUACAAGUUUAUGCAGGCAAAGAUCAAAGCCCGUUGUUGUAAAUGGGAGUACCUGCACUGCUGAGACAGCUCUUCUGGGAGGUGCUGUUGAAGAUUCCAUUCUUAUGCCUGACCCCCUUCCCUCUGUGACAUCAUCAAGUGUUUCACUAUCUACUGCAGUGUUGAGUUCUCGUAAUCUUGGCCGUUCUGGUCUUUCUGUAGGAGCAUCAUCUCUUACAUCAACUAGUAGUGGAUCUGCAUCAAGUAUGCCUUCAUUUGCAUAGGAAACACCACAUCGAAGCCAUUUGUGGCCAAGUGGAACAUUGGCAAGAUUACAUGCUCCUCGUACAAGUUAUAAUUUUAAGGAUGACAUGGAAGUAUUUUCCCCACUUGUUGAUGUCCCGCCUAUCACACCUUCACUUGAUAAGCUCUGGGAUUAUCAUGAGGGAACAAAAAAGGAUAAUCUAUCAAUUGAUAAGAAGUCCUCAUCUUUGUUGUUUCCUUCAGCUGGUAGAAGAUUUCCUUCUGCAGAGGAUGGGACAAGUGAUCAUCCAAUAUUCGAUUGGAAAGCUGGUUCAACUUCCAAACAGGAUGAGAUCAGAUCUUCUUUUUCACUGUUGGCGGGAUCUACUCCCACUCCAGCUUCAAAAAGCGAAGAAUCCUCCAUCACUCCUCCAGAAGCUUGGGGUGGAGAGAGAUUAUCCGACAAACUUACCCACUUACAUCAGCCACUCAAUUUACCUUCUCGUUUUGGGAUGUUGACUUCUGGGGGUUUGCAAGAUCUGCCCUCUUCAACAAAUCAGACAAUUAUUAGCUCUUUGACAAAUUCAAACAUGAGUUUUUCAAAUCUGCGCCCCAGAGAUGUUUCUUCAAAUCAGGAAAGUUCAACAGGAUUUUCAGAACUCAUUUCCUCUAGUUCCAUGUCUCAAUCUGUGAGUACAAAAAGCAUUGUUGGACAAACCAACCUUGAUGUGCCAGGAUCAGGCUCUUCGACCCUUCCUCGUAGAUUUUCAACUUAUGCUGAGAGAAUAAGCACAACUUCCUCCUUCAAUGAUGGGAACUCCCUUGCAAUGAGUUCUCCUAAAAUGAAGAAAACAGGAGCUGAGACCAGGGAAGAGCUUUUGAGUAGCUUGUUGUCAAGGUCUGACACAUCGGCUGUGACAGAACAAGGAAUUCUUCCAGCAGUAAAUGGAGGAAUUUCACAACCAAAUAAGGCCCUUCAGCUGGAUCCACAGCAGGGAAAUUCCUUCACGCUCCAGCUUUUUCAACGCACUCUUGAAGAAACUCUUGAUUCAUUCCAGAAAUCCAUCCAUGAAGACAUGAGGAACCUUCACAUCGAAAUUCUAAGACAAUUCCAUAUGCAGGAGAUGGAAUUUUCUACUGUGAUGCGCUCAAUUCUGGAAAAUCAGGCAGAGCUGAUGAAAGAAAUUAAGUCUCUUCAGAAAGAAAACCAGGAGCUUCGCCAGUUACUUUGAGAAAUAGUGAAGACUGCAUUGUUACUUGUGACUGUUAAUGGAUUUUGGAAUAUGUUCAUUUGCAUGGUUUUGCACUUCACAGGUACCCCUCUGUGUUUUGCUUCCCUCAGCAAUUAUGCGGAAAGUUCAGCGGGGGGAGAAAAAGGACCAAAAUUCAAGCUGUUAGAUUUAGGAUUAUUGUUCUUGUGCAUGUAUGUAAAUAGAUGCCUUAUAGCUUAUGAAAUGAAAGCUUUUAAUUUCAUUCAGUUUAGGAUGAACUGCUAGAUUAAUUUUAUUAUUUUGUUUGAUUUUUAGGAUAUGUCUUUGUUGUUUAGUCUAGCUCUUUUGAGUUAAAUGGUUGGAUUGUGAUUUUGGAGCUUCCUAAAAUGCAAUCAACUGGCUUUGAAGAUUGACA